Harmonia axyridis is the source of this 2240-nucleotide messenger RNA. RefSeq lists its product as uncharacterized. The record is from RefSeq and is a predicted model, not a curated record. The coding region runs from base 228 to 1073 and encodes 281 amino acids. The transcript is spliced from 2 exons. NCBI's taxonomy places the organism in Eukaryota, Metazoa, Arthropoda, Insecta, Coleoptera, Coccinellidae.
UUAAUAAAUAUAGUUUGAUACCUAUAAUGAGAAGGUACUGAACGUUACAUGGUGUCAGGUGUUCAAGUUUCCUUCGAUAAUAUCAUGGAUGGAUUAAGAUUACCCCAGAUCAUGAAGUUGCUGAACAAAUCAAGAUAGCAACGUUCCUAAAUUUAAUAGGUGAUGAAGGUGUGGAAAUUUACAACACGUUAAAAUUACCAAUAGAGAAAACCACGUUGAAAGACGUAAUGGACGCCAUUGAAAAGCAUUGUCAACCGAAGAAGAACGUAGUAUAUGAACGCUUUAAAUUUUUAAGCUGCAACCAGAAAGAAGGUCAGUCAGUGGGUAGUUAUAUCACAGAAUUAAAGAUGAUGGUUAAGAAUUGCGAGUAUGACUCUGAAGAGGAAAUGGUACUUGACAAGAUAGUGAUGGGCAUCAUAGAUAAUAAUGUUCGAGAACGCCUUCUUCAAACCGAGGUCCUGUUCCUAAGAAAAGCAAUUGAUGUGUGCCAGAUUGCUGAAGUUAGCAGACAUCAAACAGAUCAGAUGGCGACGAAGAUAGAGGGCAUGAGCACGAGGGUAGAUUCCAUCAACUCGUCUAAACUAUGUAAGAUAAGUAAUUCAAACUCAAAUUUUGUCAGAAAUAAAAUGAAAAAGGAAAAUGUUGUUCAUAAUCCUUAUCAUUGUAAAAAAUGUAGUACUAAGCAUAAUGCAGGUCAAUGUCCAGCUUUUGGUAAAGAAUGUUUUUACUGUCAUGAGUUACAUCAUUUUGAAAUAGGAUGUUUGUUGAAAAUGUCAGGUAAUAAACAACAAAAUGAGAUCAAAAGAAAUAAUUUCAAAAAGAAAUUGCACUCUGUUGAAUCCCAAAAUGUAGAAAAUAGUAAUAAUAAUUUGAAUGAAAUGUUCAUUGAUAGUCUCAAAAUAACAAAUGGAAAAAAUAAUAAUAAAUUAAUUAAUAAUGGUAAAAUACUGGCUGAGGUGGUAAGCAUUAAUGAUAUUGAUGUUUUGUUUAAAUUAGAUACUGGAGCUGAUUGUAAUAUACUGCCAUCAAGGAUAUUGCUCCAAGUAAUGCCUUCUGCAAGAAUUCAAAAAUAAAGAGUCAACCUCAUUGCUUUUGGUGGUAAUGGGAUUCCAGUCGAGGGCUCAGUGAAGGUGGGUUGUCGAGUAAGAGGUCAGAAACGCAUCUUAACUUUUCACAUUGUGGAUACAGCUGACAAGCCUAUAUUAGGUCUAGAUAGUUGCCUGGAAUGUAAGUUAAUUAAUAAGAUUGAUUGGCUAGAAAAAAAUGUCUCAAAUUUUCAAUUCAUUUCUAAAGAUUCAAUAAUUAAAAGUUAUAAGGAUAUAUUUGAAAAUUUAGGUCAAUUCCCAGGACAACCAUGUAAAUUAUUUUUAAAAGAAGGGGCUGAUCCUGUACUUCAUGCUUCUCGUAGAAUUCCUAAAAAUUUAAUACCUAAGUUUAAGUCAACAAUAGAGUCACUAGAAAGAGCCAAUGUAAUUUGUAAGGAGACCAAUCCUACUGAUUGGAUCAAUAAAAUAGUAAUCACUGAGAAAAAAGAUGGUAAAUUGCGGGUGUGUUUAGAUCCGAGAGAUUUAAAUAAGAAUUUAAAAAGAGAGGAUUUCCAAAUUCCUUCACCAGACGAGAUUUUGACAGAUUUAAAUGGUAAAAAAUAUUUUUCAAUAUUAGAUUUGAAAGAUUCCUUCUAUCAAAUAAUUUUGGAUGAGAGUUCUUCGAAAUUAUGUACCUUUGCAACCCCAUUUGGAAGAUAGCGAUUUAAACGUCUUCCUUUUGGUAUUAAUACUGCGGCAGAAAUUUGUCAGAGGGAAAAUACUGAGAUAUUUGGCAAUAUUCUGAAUAACGGUAUUUAUAUAGAUGAUUUAAUAAUAGCAACAGAAACUGAAAAGGAACAUGACUCCAAAUUAAAGCAAGUUUUGGAAGCAGCUAGGCUUAACGGUAUAACAUUUAAUGCUAAUAAAUUUCAAUUUAAAAAAUCUGAAGUUAAAUUGCUAGGAUUCGUAGUUUCCAAUAAAGGUAUUAAAAUAGAUCCUGAAAGAACGGAAGCGAUCAGUAAAAUGGAAAUUCCAAAGAAUAAAAAAGAAUUAUUAAGAUUUUUAGGUUAAGUAAAAUACUUAGGAAAAUUUUGUCCAAAUUUGUCAUCGGUAACAGCACCCUUAAGACAACUAACUCAUAAAAAUAUAUUAUUUCAGUGGGAGAAAAUAAACACUGACACGGUUAUAAAAAUUAAAGAAUUGCUUGUAGAAGCA